GACCGCGGGCACUGGGUCAGACAUUGGAUCGUCUGACUGGACAGCGGGCAUGGGUCACCAGGCAUCAGGUCAUUUUUGGCUCGACAGCGGGCACCGCGUCAAAACUGGCAAGGCAGUGGGCUCCGAGUCAACUGGUAUUGGAUCGUCUGACUGGACAGCGGGCAUCGGGUCACUAGGCAUCAGGUCAUUUGGCUCGACAGCGGGCACCGCGGUCAUCUGGCAAGGCAGUGGGCUCCGAGUCAACAGGCACGACAGGAGCACCGGGUCAUCAGGUACCGGAUUUGUCUGGCUCGACAGCGGGCAUCGGGUCACCAGGUAUGACAGCGGGCACUGGGUCACAAGGUCAUCAGGUCAUUUGGCUCGACAGCGGGCACCGGAUCAGGUACCGGAUCAUCUGGAUCAACAGCGGGCAUCGAGUCAUACUGGCCUAAUAGGAUCGUCAGGCUGGAUCAGGCUCAUCAUGCUGGGUAGAGGCAUCAGGCUGAAUGCCGGC
Molecule: messenger RNA, 493 nt
Organism: Staurois parvus
Lineage: Eukaryota; Metazoa; Chordata; Amphibia; Anura; Ranidae
Source: the annotation of a GenBank genome assembly